This is a messenger RNA of Asparagus officinalis (garden asparagus), 2859 nucleotides long. Its product is annotated as mediator of RNA polymerase II transcription subunit 27-like. The transcript is spliced from 8 exons. Lineage: Eukaryota; Viridiplantae; Streptophyta; Magnoliopsida; Asparagales; Asparagaceae. Gene Ontology annotation, biological process: regulation of transcription by RNA polymerase II. Bases 1 to 1314 code for a protein of 437 amino acids. Gene Ontology annotation, molecular function: transcription coactivator activity. Gene Ontology annotation, cellular component: mediator complex. The record is from RefSeq and is a predicted model, not a curated record.
AUGUGCAAUGUACAUGCAUUCUACCUAGUAACAACAAAUGUGCUUGCAACGUCUAUCACUCCAGCUCUUGUUGUUAUAACACUCAUUAAAUUGUACGCAAUUACAGCUGAUAUAGUUCUAGCUUAUUUCCCCAUAAAAAGCAAAAAGAGGCUCUCCCACGCCUCCCGCCUCAUCGCGGACAUCAGGCUCGGGGCCGAUCACCUCCUUGAAGCUCUCUUCAUGGCCGGAGACGCCCCUCGGCGAUCCAACAAGACCGCCCAGCUCAUCCUCAAGGAGGAGGCAGCCAUGCAGCAGCACUUUCAGGAUCUCCGGGACCUCGGAAGGCAACUAGAAGAUUCUGGAGUACUAAAUGGGUCUCUUAAAUCACGAGGUAACUCUUGGGGUUUGCAUAUGCCACUUGUUUGCCCUGAUGGUGCUGUUGUUGCUUAUGCUUGGAAACGUCAACUUGCUGGCCAAGCUGGUGCAUCCGCUGUUGACAGAACUAGGUUAGCUCUCAAAGCAUUCACUGACCAGAAGAGGCGGUUUUUCCCUCACCUUGAAGAUGAACCAUUUGGACAAGAAUGUGAAGAGGAGUCGGGUGUGUCCAAGAAGCAUUGCAGUUCUCAGGGGUUGGCCAUGAGUCUCAGGGACAAGUUCAGGGAACAAAAGACAUUGUCUGACAUUCUUACAAACUUGGAACAGGAGGUACAUAACGUGAAGCUUUACACAUAUCAGCGCCUAGAUUGGCUGAAAAGAGCAUCUUCAUUAUCAUCUUCGUCGAUUGAUAAUGCGGGUGACUCAUCGAGAGAAAGCUUCCACAACGCAAAAAGACUAAAAUCAGGUUCCGGGAAUGCUCCUGCGGAUCAAGUAGCUGUUAUCGAGCUACUAGUGCCUUCUGUUUUUAGAGCCGUGGUAUCAUUGCAUCCGGCUGGUUCUAUAAGCCCUGACGCGGUGGCAUUCUUCUCUCCUGAUGAGAGCGGAAACUAUAUUCAUGCACGAGGCUUGUCAAUCUAUCAUGUGUUUAGGCAUGUCACUGAACAUGCUGAUAAGGCGCUGCAGUAUUUCCUGAGUGCUGAGGCUGAUAUUGCACUUUCUCUACUUCUGCAUUGGGUUUGCAGUUAUCAAACACUAUUCUCAAAGGCUUGCUGUAAAUGCAAGCGGCUUCUGGUUAUGGACAAAUCUUCUGCAUUGCUCUUGCCCCCUGUUCAACGCCCCUAUCAGCAAACUUCUGUUACCAAGCUUAACCCCAACCAAUUGUCUUCUUCAGCUAAGGACCUAAGCCAAGAUCAAACACUUGCAUAUCACAUUGGUUGUUCUUUUGAUGAAACCCAGUGAGCGUAGAUGCUUUUGUCGACUAACUUCCUCAACUACAAUCCUUGCUGACCAAUUUUUGUUUUUCUUGUCAGCAAUGCGUCUUUAGUGGUAAGCACCCUCCUAACUUUUUUUGACAUUUGAUGGAGAAGUGUACUUUUCCCAUGUAUUAUAUAUUGUAUGCACUACUCCUGCCUAACGGCAAGACAUGAAUUUGAUAGUCCUAGAUUACUAUUUGAAGUAGGUCUAUUUCUUUUGUUAGAUGAGGUCUUGCUAUUGCCUGCUUUUUUCAUUUGCUUCAUUUACUUUUAUUGUAUGUAAUGCUAGCAAACCAAGCAAGAGCUUUUGUUCACUGCUUAGUUCUGCAGAAUGUGAAUCUGCUCCUGCUAACAUCAUUGGAAUGUUUGGCAUCGUUAUGUAGAAAUAUCUGCGGGAGUACAAAGUUGCCAUUAUAUUAGUUGUUGAAUUAGGGAUAGUUAUCCUGUGCCUGACUUCUAGUGGCGACUAUUUUUACAAGCUCCAAGGUCUGCUCACUUCCUGAAACCAAUUCUUACUCCCAUAUCUAGGAAGUCGAAAAUGAAGUUUGACGUGUGGAUAAUGUAAUGAGCGAAGUUGGUUUUAACUUUGACCCGUUAACUGUUAAAUUUUGAACAGAGCAAGGUUUAUACUCCUUGCGUGAAGAAAGAGGGAAGAAGCUAUUUUGUUGAGAAGUCAAAGACAUGGACACAGUGACUAUAAAUGUUUAUGAAAAGAUUCGUUGCAAAGGAUAUACUUUUUGAAGAUGGUGCAGUAAUUUGAAAAUGGUGAUAUCAAACCGUCUUCCUGCCACAUCAGGUUAGAGUAAGCAUCAUUGUUUUUGUUUUUAGGCCCAAUUGUUUACUCCACUUUAUUUUUAAACCCACCUACUAUUACUUGUAUCUCUAAACCCAACUCUUUUUUUGUAUUUAUCUUUACACCCAAGUAUACUUUCAUAUGUGGGUCCCCUUAAAUAUUUCUCUUAAAUUCCCAUUAUAGCCUUCAUUAAGUGCCCCCCCCUCUCUCUCUCCCUCCCUCCCUCACAAGAACCCGAUCGAGAUUCUCAAUGGCUGGAUCCGCGGCGGCGUAGAAGGCGACGUCGAGGAGCAGCAAGGCCGAGAACAGUGCAAUACCUUCUAGAGUCUAUCCGGCAGUACCUUCUAGAGGACUGCUUGCCACCGCGGCUGACAACAGUGUAGGCUGAUGCGGCAGCUCCCGCAGCGGUGGAGAGGCGCUACAGAGGGGUGAGAUAGCGGCCACGGGGGAAGUUUGCUGCCGAGAUGAGAGAUCCCGGGAAGAAUGGGGCCUGGGUUUGGCUCGGGACGUUCGAGACGGUGGAAGAGGCCGCGAUGGCGUACGACCGGGCGAUGUUUUGGAUGCGAGGGUCGAGUGCCAUACUUAACUUUCCUCAUCUUGUUGGUUCUCAUCAGUGUUGUUGAAAAAAAUAUGUAAGGUUAAGGGUAGAGUUGUGAAAUUUGGAGGAAAUGUUUAACAAAAAAUGAAUGAUGAAUGUUCGGAUGAUAUAUGAGCAAUCCAAUAGGCUAUUGAUUUUUA